UUGUGGCCUUUCAUUAUCAACGUGAGGCGGCCCAUAGGUGCUUCAAUACGUGAAAAUACAUUAUCGACCAGGCCGAUACUUAUUUCUGGCUCUUCGCCAACUUCUGCUUCCAAUUUCUGCUCCACGUUAGUGCCUGCUUAUGGGGUGGACUUUGGCGAGUCUCGUUUAAGAGAUAACUGGGCACCAUUAGAAUCUCUUCCUCCUCCAAUUCCGCCUCACUCUUCUGCCACUUUGCCCUGCCCGUCUGGAAAACGUGGCAACAUACUUAGUGGCCGUCUGCUGCCCGAAAAUUUGCCUUCAUCUACUGGCCGACUCUCACGCACCGGCCUAACUGGACAUAUCACGGUAUGA
This is a messenger RNA of Protopolystoma xenopodis, 351 nucleotides long. NCBI's taxonomy places the organism in Eukaryota, Metazoa, Platyhelminthes, Monogenea, Polystomatidea, Polystomatidae. The record is from the annotation of a GenBank genome assembly.